CCAAAUCUGUCUGGCUUGACCUUUUUCUCGCAAUCUCCCCUCUGUCAUUUUCUUCUUUUCUUUUCCUCGUUUGGUUCCUCUCAGUAGGAUACACAGAUUGCAGGUUCAUCACUACUUCCGUCGUGAAGUUGCUAUUCUGCCUGGUUCGUGUUGGGACUCUCCUCUCCAAGAGACCAACGCCGACAUCUACAGUCGACCUCUUCGGUGCUACAAUAGAGCAGAACUGAUCUUCGACCCUCCAUCGAAGUUCUCUUCCGCGGGCUCCGGUGACGACUAUCUUUUUCUUGAUACCCACGAUAGACGAUUGGACGGUUUAUUGAUAGACCUCCCAAUAACACGACAAACCCCCACCAUCACCUCCGACUCCUUAUCAUAAUACCUACAAAAUGUCUUCCAAGGAAAACGCCCAGUCCCUCAAGGUUUUGGACGAGCUCAUGCAGAAGCUCACCAUCUCCAAGGAGGCUGACGCUAUCAAGGAGUCUUCCAAUGCUCUCGCCACUUUCCUGAACGGUCGCAUUGAGGACUGCGACACUCCCACCAAGACCAUCGAGAACCUCAAGAAGCAGCUCGGCAACAAGAAGGAUGCCGCGGUUCGCGAGAAGGCUCUUUGCGCCAUCCAGGCCAUCGCCCAACACUCCAAUGUCUCGCCUCACGUCGAGCCAUUCUUGGUUGUCCUUCUGCCCAGCGUGUUCGCCGCUGCCGGCGACAAGAUCACCUCUGUCAAGAACGCAGCACUUGCUGCCGCUUCUGCCAUUGCUGAGGCAAUCAACCCCAACGCCGUCAAGGCCACCCUUCCUCACCUGAUUGAGUCCCUCCAGAACGCCCAGAAGUGGCCCGAAAAGAUUGCUGUUCUCGACUUCAUCGAGACUCUUGUCAGGACCGCCCCCGCCCAGACUGCCCUUCGUGUCCCCGACCUCAUCCCCGUCGUUGGCGAUGCUAUGUGGGACACCAAGAAGGAGGUCAAGGAGCAUGCCUACAAGAUCAUGGAGAAGAUUUGCAGCUUGAUUGUCAACAGGGAUAUCGAGCGCUUCAUUCCUGAGCUCAUCAAGUGUAUCGCCAAGCCCGAGAACGUCCCCGAGACCGUCCACCUGUUGGGUGCCACCACUUUCGUCACGGAGGUCACUGAGCCCACCCUGGCCCUGAUGGUUCCUCUUCUGGAGCGUGGUCUUCAGGAGCGUGAAACUGCCAUCAAGCGUAAGGCAGCUGUCAUCGUCGACAACAUGUGCAAGCUUGUCGACGACCCCAACAUCGUCGCUGCCUUCCUUCCCCGCCUCAUGCCCAACCUGCAGAAGAACUUCGAGAACAUGGCCGACCCCGAGGCUCGUGAGAAGACCAAGCAGGGUCUUGACACUCUUACCCGCGUCGGUAACGUUGUUGACGGCAAGAUCCCCGAGCGCCGCAACGACGGUGACGUUGCUACCGUUGCCGCCCACGUCCGUGACGCUCUUUCCAGCGAGAAGGACGCUAAGGCUGAGAAGUUCGCUCCCGUCAUUGAGUACAUUGCCGCUGUUGGUGGUCAGCUCGUCGACGAGAAGGAGGUUGAUGCCCCUGCCUGGGCUACUGCCCUCAAGCCUUACGUCAGCGUCAUUGUUGGCGAUGCCAAGGCCGACAGCGUUGUCGAGACUCUCCGCAAGAAGGCUUCCCCCGGCCUUGCUGAUGCCGAGGAGGAGGAGGCUGACGACGAGGAGGGUGAGGACCUGUGCAACUGCACGUUCUCGCUCGCCUACGGUGCCAAGAUUCUUCUCAACCAGACCCAUCUCCGUCUCAAGCGUGGCCAGCGUUACGGUCUUUGCGGCCCCAACGGUUCCGGAAAGUCCACCCUCAUGCGCGCCAUCAACAACGAGCAGGUCGAGGGUUUCCCCAAGCAGAGCGAGGUCAAGACCGUCUUCGUCGAGCACGACCUUGACUCUGCUGACACUGAGAUGACCACCAUCGACUGGACCAUGAAGAAGCUGGAGGAGGCCAAGGUCUCGGUUACCCGCGAGGACGUCGUCAAGCGCCUCAACGAGUUCGGUUUCACCGACUCCAUGGUUUCUGGUGAGAUCACCGCUCUUUCCGGUGGUUGGAAGAUGAAGCUGGCUCUGUGCCGUGCCGUCUUCGAGGCUCCUGAUAUUCUGUUGCUCGACGAGCCCACCAACCACUUGGACGUGAAGAACGUCAAGUGGCUUGAGGAGUACCUCCAGAACUCCCCUUGCACCUCCAUCAUCGUGUCGCACGACUCCAGCUUCCUCGACAACGUCUGCCAGCACAUCGUUCACUACGAGCGUUUCAAGCUCAAGCGUUACCGUGGUAACCUGAAGGAGUUCGUCAAGAAGUGCCCCUCGGCCAAGUCUUACUACGAGCUCGGUGCCUCUGAGAUGGAGUUCACCUUCCCCGAGCCCGGUUUCCUCGAGGGUGUCAAGACCAAGGCCAAGGCCAUUCUCCGUGCCACCAAGAUGGACUUCCAGUACCCUGGUACCUCCAAGCCCCAGAUCAGCGACAUCACCUUCCAGUGCUCUCUUGGUUCCCGUAUUGCCGUCAUUGGUCCCAACGGUGCCGGAAAGUCUACUCUCAUCAACGUCCUGACUGGUGAGCUUAUCCCCACUGCUGGUGAGAUCUACCAGCACGAGAACAUCCGUAUCGCCUACAUCAAGCAGCACGCUUUCGCCCACAUCGACAACCACUUGGACAGCACUCCUUCCGAGUACAUCCAGUGGCGUUUCCAGACUGGUGAGGACCGUGAGACCAUGGACCGUGCCAACAAGAUCAUCACCGAGGAGGACGAGAAGGCCAUGGACAAGGUCUUCAAGGUCGACGGUACCCAACGCCGCGUCAUCGGCAUCAACGCCCGUAGAAAGUUCAAGAACUCGUACGAGUACGAGUGCACGUUCGCUCUGGGUGAGAACAUUGGCAUGAAGAACGAGCGCUGGGUCCCCAUGAUGUCGGCAGACAACGCCUGGCUCCCUCGUUCGGAGCUGCUCGCUUCCCACCAGAAGAUGGUUGCCGAGGUCGACAUGAAGGAGGCUCUUGCCUCUGGUCAGUUCCGUCCUCUGGUCCGUAAGGAGAUUGAGAGCCACUGCGCCAACUUUGGUCUCGACGCCGAGCUGGUUUCUCACUCGCGCAUGCGUGGUCUGUCUGGUGGACAGCGUGUCAAGGUCGUCCUUGCCGCCUGCUCGUGGCAGCGUCCUCACUUGAUCGUUCUUGAUGAGCCUACCAACUACUUGGACCGUGACUCUCUCGGUGCCCUGUCCAAGGCGCUCAAGAAGUUCGAGGGUGGUGUCAUCAUCAUUACUCACUCGUCUGAGUUCACCAAGGACCUGACUGAGGAGGUCUGGGCUGUCGUUGACGGCAAGAUGACGCCUUCCGGCCACAACUGGGUGCAGGGCCAGGGCUCUGGUCCCCGCCUCAAGGCCGACGACGGCGAGGAGGAGGAGAAGUUCGAUGCCAUGGGCAACAAGAUUGUCAGCACCAAGAAGGCCAAGAAGCUUACCAGCGCCGAGGCCCGUAAGAAGAAGAAGGAGCGUAUGGCCAGGAGGAAGCGUGGUGAGGAGGUUUUCAGCGACGAGGACGAGUAAACUUGUCAAGUUCAUAACCUUUUUCACGGGCCAUUGGCUUUGAUCUUUUUCACGAUGUUACUGCUUCAUGUUACGACUUUGCGGGCUGCAUAAAAUCAUUCGGGUUUCCUUUGUCGGUGUCUUUUUCUGCAGGGCCAAACUAAUACCCCCUGCUUCUCCUUUUUUUUUCUAUGUCGCUGUCGACAGACAGACACCGCGGACCAUUAAUUCGAUCUCCCCUGGCCUGCCUUUUGGUGGAUUUUGUUGAAUUGACGAGGGUAUGGGAACGAGUGGACAGCGCCUGUUUGCUCUACGGGGACUGGAGACCCCCAUGGAGAUGUACAAAUGGGCGAGGGUCAUUGUUUCUAUGGAUUUGGAAUUCAGCAAGCGGUCUACUUCCGGGAAGGACUGGAGAUGCCACAUAUAAAGGCUUUUGUCUGGGAGAUGUUCAGAUAGAUAGAUACGAACCUGGCAGAUCAAAAAUGGGAUAGAAAUCUUUGUUCA
Molecule: messenger RNA, 4037 nt
Organism: Pyricularia oryzae 70-15
Lineage: Eukaryota; Fungi; Ascomycota; Sordariomycetes; Magnaporthales; Pyriculariaceae
Product: elongation factor 3
Exons: 2
Coding region: 387-3554 (1055 amino acids)
Molecular function (GO): translation elongation factor activity; ATP binding; ATP hydrolysis activity
Source: RefSeq, a predicted model, not a curated record